Molecule: messenger RNA, 1059 nt
Organism: Nanorana parkeri
Lineage: Eukaryota; Metazoa; Chordata; Amphibia; Anura; Dicroglossidae
Product: poly [ADP-ribose] polymerase 12-like
Exons: 8
Coding region: 115-1059 (314 amino acids)
Source: RefSeq, a predicted model, not a curated record
AUAAGUACUGUUCCGCUUUAUUCAUCAUCAAGUCCUUCAAAUAACUUAAGUUCCACGACUGGUUCUUCCAGAGCUGAUGCACCUUCCAACAAACCCUAUGCCACUGUGGGACCGAUGGCAAAAUCUAAUGUAACAAGUGGCAGCCAAUAUACAGCAGCUAGUAAUGAAAAGAAAGCCUUUAAUUUGCCAGCAAAGCCCUCCAACACUACAGCUCCUCAACCUCAACCAGCCACCAAUAAUCCUUCUGCAUCAGUUAGGAAAGUGACGGUGGACAAAACGCCAGAAAUUUGUCUCUCUAAUAUUUGGAAGUACUGCAAGUUUGGAGGCAGGUGCAACGAUAUGCACUACUACCUACCGUACCGCUGGCAGGAGUUCAAGGGAACAGAUUGGGCUGACCUGCCCAAUAUAGAGGAUAUAGAGAUGGCGUACAGUAAUCCAAUGAAUAUUAGGUACCAGUCUAUUAAUUUCCAAACUAUGACACUGGGCACCAGCCGCGUCCGUAGACUCACCACCCCAUCAUCUGUCACCCAGCCCAGUGAAUAUGUACUAACAACUGAAUGGGUUUGGUUCUGGAAGGACGAGUUUGGCACCUGGAUUAAGUAUGGUGAAUCGAACACAAAGAAAGUGAGUUCCUCCAUUUACUCAUCAGACCUGGAGAACAUCUACCUCUCUGACCCCACCGGGAGCACUCAUUUCAGUGCUGGAGGCCAGAACUACAUCAUCAACUUCAAGGAAAUGAGGCAGAGGAACAAUCAUUAUCAGACAGAGAAGGAGGUGUGCCGCAGACCCAAAUUCCUGGAUUUUCAGAAAGUGAAGAUGUUGAAAGGAAGCACUAAAUCUGCUGCAGACAGUUCAGCGCGGAAGUCGUUGGACUCCCUUCUCAAGGGAGUAAAUUACCCAUCACUGUGGGACACGAAGGCCGUGCCGGAGACUGGGUAUCAGCGCUGUUCUAUUGUAAGCUGUAUGGAAACCGCACUGAUCAGCACAGCAAAAAUAGUCCAGGGAGCAGUUCGGGCGGGGGCGGCUUUUCGGAUCGCACUGAGCCACGCGGUCGCAUGA